Messenger RNA from Rosa rugosa (rugosa rose), 432 nucleotides. RefSeq lists its product as uncharacterized. Bases 1 to 432 code for a protein of 143 amino acids. The record is from RefSeq and is a predicted model, not a curated record. NCBI's taxonomy places the organism in Eukaryota, Viridiplantae, Streptophyta, Magnoliopsida, Rosales, Rosaceae. The transcript has 3 exons. Gene Ontology annotation, biological process: endoplasmic reticulum to Golgi vesicle-mediated transport. Gene Ontology annotation, cellular component: TRAPP complex; nucleus; cytoplasm.
AUGGAGAAAGCAGAGCUUGCUUCAAAAGAGAAAAGCACGGCAUCUGCAGUUGCUCUGAAUUCCGAGAUUCGCCGGACCAAGGCUCGAUUGCUUGAAGAGGUUCCCAAGUUGCAGAGAUUGGCUGUAAAGAAGGAAGAAUUCUCAAGCUAUUAUGAUGAUUUCAUUGACAAAUUUGAAAACUUACAUUUGGAAGCAAGCAUAUUUAUCAUUUAUGGUUUAUUUGGAACAGGAGAGAUGCAAGUUACAGCUGGUCAUACACGACUUAUGCUGCUUUAUGACUCCCGUAAUGAUGACGGGAUUAAGAGUUUUUUCCAAGAGGUUCAUGAGCUUUAUAUCAAGAUUCUUCUUAAUCCGACCUACUUGCUUGGUUCACGAAUAACAUCGUCACAUUUUGAUACCAAAGUUCGUGCCCUUGCACGAAAAUAUCUGUAG